UUGACUGUCAUCAUCAACCUGCGGAAGAGAAAGCAAGCCAGCUGGUCUGCUACUGUGGCAGCGUUGACAGCAUGACAAGUUUACGGAAAAAUAGCAUUAAAAGUACUAGUAAUAGUGCGAGCGCUGAGAUGAAUUUGCUCAAGGAGAUACUCAAGAUAGACAUACGGAUAAAGUUGUGCAUACAGGACAUCUAUAAUGAUUGCGCGAGUCGGGAGGACUUGGAUGCCAAAAAUUUGGAAGCUGCUGAGAGCUUGCGCACCUACAAAAAGACAGUGGAGGCUUUGAAAGCACUUGGAAUGGAGCAAGACAAAGUUCAAGACAAGGAGAGGUUGACACUGAAGGCUGAAGAGUGUGUGAGAGGAAUGAAAAUCAACACUGAAGCACUACGCAAGGCAAACCUCUUUGCCGAAAAGAACAUCCAUGACCAGUACAGAGAGCGGCUCCUGUCUGGAGGACAUGUCAGGCAAAGGGGCCGUGCAGAUAAGGAAACUCUGCUGAGGAGUACAUCUGGCAUGACGGAGAAUCUGUUUUCCAUCAGCAGAAUGAUGGCAGACCAGGUCAAGUACAGUGAAAAUGCAUUAGAUCUACUUGUGGGCACAUCAUCAAUGAUUACGGAAAGCCAACAGGAAUCUCGGCAGAUGGGUUUUGCGAUUCUACAGUCACAGAAACUUCUCACUAAGUAUGGCCGCAGGGAGAUGACUGACCGUGUGCUUAUUUUCCUAGCACUUUUGUUCUUCUUUGCCUGUGUUCUCUACGUGCUGAAACGAAGACUCUUUUGAGGAGUGAAAUAGCCCCGUUAUUGCCAUAUACUGCUACAAAAGGAAAGAAGACUGCCACUUUCUACAACGAAGUUCUGUGUCCUGGGAGUGACAAGCCAGAGGAUAAAUGUGAACAUUGAUAAAUCAAACUGCAUUUUCAAAUUCUCAGUGAUUUUGAUGCUGUGCAGAAAUGUGCGCACCGAGGUUUAUUUGUGCAAUGUCAAGUGAGGGGGCCAAGGCAGGCAGGUUGCAACAUGAUCCUUUAUUCAUAAGAAGAAUAAACAAGCACUUUUACAUCCA
Messenger RNA from Rhipicephalus microplus (southern cattle tick), 1058 nucleotides. It is a transcript of the gene Sec20, whose product is annotated as vesicle transport protein Sec20. Gene Ontology annotation, cellular component: SNARE complex; endoplasmic reticulum. Gene Ontology annotation, molecular function: SNAP receptor activity. The record is from RefSeq and is a predicted model, not a curated record. Gene Ontology annotation, biological process: retrograde vesicle-mediated transport, Golgi to endoplasmic reticulum. NCBI's taxonomy places the organism in Eukaryota, Metazoa, Arthropoda, Arachnida, Ixodida, Ixodidae.